AUGAAUAUAUUCUAAAAGGCAAAAAAAUUAGUAAUUCCAUCCACACUUCAUCUAAAAAAUUCACCAAUUGUUGUUAUGGAUACUUUCAUUCAGAAAGGAAACGAAUAACAAUUUAUUGUUUUUACAGAUCAAGUUAUAAGAGGUGAUAGUAAAGGAGUAUAUAAGGAUGAUGAUGAGGCUGGUAAGAAACAUUUUUUAAUGAUAGUUACAUUUUUGGACUAAAUCUAAGUGAUAAGAAUUAACAAUUUAAAUCCUUUUCUUAUGAAAGGAUUUAAUAUCAAUAUACCAAAUCAGUCAAUAUUGCUAAAUUUACAAAGAUUUAUCUAGAAUGAGAACAGAUGGUUAAAUCUAUAAAAUAAGAAUAGGAGUUAAUUUAUCUUUUGA
Messenger RNA from Paramecium sonneborni, 384 nucleotides. Lineage: Eukaryota; Ciliophora; Oligohymenophorea; Peniculida; Parameciidae. The record is from the annotation of a GenBank genome assembly.